AUGGCGAUUUGCAUGUGUUACGAGUCACAGAUUGUAGCGAAAUUGAUAGUGAACCCAUGGAUUUCGCCGAGGAGAACGAGGCUAGGUUUUGCAGCGGUCGGACGGCGGAGUUUAGCCACGAGUUGCAGAAUUCCGAUUACCGUCAGGUCAUCGGCGGUGGAUUCCCCUGAGAGUUCUUCCAAUUUCGCCAAGCGUAUGGAGCAAGCCUGGAUGAUCUCUCAGCAACCAAGGCCCGUUGGAUGCUCAUCGUGCGCUUCAAAGGGCCAUGUUGAAUGCAAAUGGUGUGCAGGUACAGGAUUCUUCAUCCUCGGUGAUAACAUGCUUUGCCAGGUUCCUUCAAGGAAUACUUCUUGCGUUAUCUGCUCAGGGAAGGGUUCUGCUUGCUGUAGCGAUUGCAAGGGAACUGGAUUUCGUGCCAAGUGGUUGGAAAAGCCUCCAGUGCCGUUGUAG
Molecule: messenger RNA, 450 nt
Organism: Microthlaspi erraticum
Lineage: Eukaryota; Viridiplantae; Streptophyta; Magnoliopsida; Brassicales; Brassicaceae
Source: the annotation of a GenBank genome assembly